This is a messenger RNA of Rosa rugosa (rugosa rose), 2476 nucleotides long. Its product is annotated as nudix hydrolase 10-like. Lineage: Eukaryota; Viridiplantae; Streptophyta; Magnoliopsida; Rosales; Rosaceae. The transcript is spliced from 9 exons. The record is from RefSeq and is a predicted model, not a curated record. Gene Ontology annotation, molecular function: NADH pyrophosphatase activity; ADP-ribose diphosphatase activity; NAD binding. The coding region runs from base 148 to 1005 and encodes 285 amino acids.
GCAAUUCUUCGCAGAGUAGAGGGACCCCCUCGUAAAUUUAUAAAUUCUCCCCUACAACCUCGGGGGACGGGGGAGUUCAACAGAGCCGAGAAAGCUGAAAAUGAAAGACCUGAAAGCUUUAAGCCUCCAUUGAAAGUCUCAACUAGAAUGUCGGUUUCAGUGAAUUCAUCGGACCAGGUCUGUGAGAAUGGAACUGUUAAGCUACUUCCUGCUACGAAUGAUCACCAUGGAGGUGUUAUUGUGGACAUGAGGGAUGCUAUGGAGCCUCAGGCAUUUCGUACUUCGCUUAGAACUUCAAUAGUUCAAUGGAGGCUACAGGGAAAGAAGGGAGUUUGGAUAAAAUUACCCAUCGAACUUGUAAAUCUUGUUGAAACGGUAGUUAAGGAAGGAUUUCACUACCACCAUGCUGAGCCACAUUACCUCAUGCUUGUUUAUUGGAUUCCUGAAACCACUAAUACUAUACCUGCAAAUGCUUCACACCGAGUUGGCGUUGGUGCUAUUAUUUUGAAUGAUAAAAACGAGAUGCUUGUAGUCCAGGAAAAGAGUGGCAGGUUACAAGGAACAGGUGUGUGGAAAAUCCCUACCGGUAUAGUUGAUGAGGGUGAGGAUAUUACUGUGGCAGCUGUAAGGGAAGUUAAAGAAGAAACAGGAAUUGAUGCAGAGUUUUCAGAGGUAUUAGCAUUCAGGCAAGCACACAAGUUAUUUUUUGAGAAGUCGGAUCUGUUUUUUGUGUGCAUGAUGCGUCCUCUAUCCUUUGACAUCCAAAAGCAAGACCUAGAGAUUGAGGCAGCUAAGUGGAUUUCACUCGAGGAAUUCGCAGCUCAACCAGUCACCCAAAAACAUGGGCUCUUCAAGUGCAUCCAUGAGCUUUGCUUGGCAAAAGUAAAGGGGAACUAUGCUGGAUUUUCUCCACUGUCUAUAGAAUCAUUUUUUGACGAUAGGUUGAGUUAUUUUUAUUUAAAUAGGCAGGAGAUUCAGUGCCUAACUUCUUCGGUUCAGUCCUAGAUGCAUGUUUCAUUAUCUCUAUAACUCUACAUUGUUUUGUAAUAUUAAGGUGUCAUUCCUUCUUUGUUGCUCCAAGUGUGUUUUCUGUCUCUCAUAUUUCUUCUUGUCACCAGCUGUGUGACACAAUUUAACUUUGUUUACUUGGCUCGUUAAAGAAAGCAAUAAGAAACAGACAGAAAGAAGAUUGUGUUGAGUUGAGAACUUGAGAAUGGUCCUUUAGUUUACAUUUGUUUUGGCUUUUUUUGUUUUUUCCGAUGAAUAAAAGAAGGUUACCAACAAAAAUCCCUAGCACAGCCACAACCCAGCUGCUCAAGGAGAAAAUCAACGGUAUGAUCCUUCCUUUGCAGCUUGUUUUGGCUUUUGAUUUGAAUGGGAAGUGGAGUUUUGCUAUCAACUUGUUUUCAAACUCUUUCAAGCUGAUGUGGGACCUGUAUACAUGAAAGGGUGAGUCAUUUUAGAAUUUUCAAAAAUAAAAAUGUGAAAGAUUUUUCUCUCUUCCUUUAUUUUUUAUUUUUUAAGUUGUCCAUAUGUAGAACAGUAGAAGCAUAUGCAUGUAAAUUGAGGCUUCCAGGCUCUUCUUGUACAUAAUUAUGACAAAUGGUCUGCCAUGCGGCAGCAAAUCCGGGUUUCAGGAAUAAAAGCUGAAAGCUCCAAACCAGAGAGAGAAAGAAGCUAGCAGCUGGGUUUUUAUAUAUCUGAACAAAAUAUCAUCAUUGUAAUCCCACCUCUUUCUUCUGAUACAUCAUAGCUAGCUCUCUUACCAGAACCAGGAGGAAGAAGAAGAAUGUUUCCUCUGAAACUCGCUGUGUUUUUCACAGCACUGUGUUUGUCUGUCUUCUCCAACCUUGUUUUCAUCAAGGAGAUCUCUGGAGACGCCACACCUGCUUCUCCUAGUGCUAAUUGCGUCACUUGCACUACAUGUCAGUACCCAUGUCCUCCCGCAGGAGGGGACCCCUUAUAUCCCCCACCUCCACCAUCACAAACCGGAGAGUACCAGCCACCGCCACCGCCUCAACAGCCUAGUCAUCAAGGAAAAUGUCCCCCAGGUCAGUAUCAGUGUUGCCAAUACCCUCAGGGAUACUCCCCUCCGGGCCCGAUUCCUCAGUACCUCACCCCUCCAGGGACCUUUGGAGGAGGAGGAGGAGGAGGAUAUGUGCCUUACCCUUACAAUUCGGCUUCUUCGUCUCCUUUGUCAGUCUUGCUUUCAGUACUUGUGAUGGUGCUGUUCUCAGCUGCUGUUAUCUUUUAAGCUUGGGAUGGUCUAUUCUGUGGCCUUGUUAUGUAAAUGUUUUAAAUUCGAUCUAGUAGGCAAUAAACCCUUGUUCCAUCGAUGGGUACUACUAUUCAUACCAGCUGAUGAUUACUGUAGUGAGUCUACAAUUUGGGUUGAUAAUAAUGGUUAAAUUGAGCACUGAGCAGGGAUGGGUUUCAUGUUAUAUGUACUUAAUGUUAGUUUCUCAUUCUUCCGGUA